Cryptomeria japonica (Japanese cedar) is the source of this 879-nucleotide messenger RNA. RefSeq lists its product as uncharacterized. The transcript has a single exon. Lineage: Eukaryota; Viridiplantae; Streptophyta; Pinopsida; Cupressales; Cupressaceae. Bases 1 to 879 code for a protein of 292 amino acids. The record is from RefSeq and is a predicted model, not a curated record.
AUGUGGUUGAAAGACGAUAACAUCCUCGAGCUUCUAAAGGAGUGGUGGAAUGCAACCAAGGUCUCUAGGUCUGGGAUCUUUAAGAUUGUUAACAAACUUAAGAUUAUUAAGCAGAAUCUCAUUCAUUGGAAUAAAGAACACUUUGGCAAUAUUUUUGACAAUAAAGCCCAAGUGGAAGCUGAUUUGGUAGAAGUUAAUGAGAAAGUGAUGAGACAUGGGAUUGAUGAGGCUGUGUUUCUCAGAGAAAAGAAACUCCUUACCGAUCAUGAAUCUAUUCUUGCCAAAGAAGAAGUCUUCUGGAAACAAAAAUCUAGAGAGACGUGGCUGGAGGAGGGUGAUAAGAACACCAAAUUCUUCCACAAUAGUGUGAGGAUGAGAAGAGUCAUAAAUCAUAUCUCCAAGAUUAAUUUAAGUGAUGGCUCUGAGGUGGCUAAUCCUAAAUCCAUUGCGACAGAGGCUGUAGAUAUCUUUUCUCUUAUCCUUAAUUUUGACUGGAGCCCUCAUGGCUCUAUCCAGGACAAGUUUAUAAGGUGUAUCCCAAAGCUUCUAAGUAAGGGCCAAACUAAUUCUCUUACUGCUAAAUUUUCUUUAGCAGAAGUAGAAGCAACCCUUAUGCAGAUGAGUCCAGAUAAAUCCCCUGGGUCAGAUGGCUUUCUGACUAGCUUCUUUAAAAAAUGUUGGCCCUUCUUAGGUGUGGAAGUAACGACAGCUCUGGAAGGAAUGAGGAACUUAGGUAGUAUCCUCAAAGAAAUUAACAAUACUUUUCUGGCCCUUAUCCCUAAAAAGGAUAAACCUGAGCAUUUUGAUGAGUUUGGAUCCAUUGCCUUGUGCAAUACCAUCUAUAAACUUUUUUCUAAAACUCUAGCUAAUAGGAUUUAG